Molecule: messenger RNA, 894 nt
Organism: Lingula anatina
Lineage: Eukaryota; Metazoa; Brachiopoda; Lingulata; Lingulida; Lingulidae
Source: RefSeq, a predicted model, not a curated record
UCAUAUUUCACAGGUGUACUCCUCUUGUGUGUUAAAUACCAUUGCGUGGAGAGUUGGAGAGUAUUGUGGAGCUGCAACGUCGAGUCUGAGGUAAAGUUGUAGUCAACUCCGAUUUUACGAUGGCGAUACGAUUCCUUGUGUUGAUUACUGUUACUUAUCUUGUGUUCAGCAAACUCGCCACUGCAGGUCCGUCGUACAACUACUACGAUGAGAUAGCGCAGGCCACCUGUACGGCUAUGAACACUAGGGCAGGCUGGGUGUAUGCUGUGAGAAGACCAUGUAAUAGUUGGACCGUCCCUUGUCAGAAUAUCUGUUCUUCACCGGGUCUCGCAGCCCAGGAUCCACAAGUUAGCAGCAUAGGGUUGGAGUGCUUCAACUCCCUUCAUGUCUACCAUCGACCUGUUCUUCCAUCUGACAUCCAAUCAGGCACUAAUAAACUGGGGCUGAAGGUUUACCGCUACCAGUCGUGUAAUCAAGGCUCCUGUGGACCAAACUAUUGCUGCUGUCGUUCUAAAUAGAUGUACAUUACCUUUGGCAACAUAUAGGGUUUCCCCGAUGUGUGGACAUUUAGACAUAAUACAUGUUUACAUAUAGAACGUGAACAACAUUUCCUGUUAUUGAAUUAUUAAUUAACACAUCUUCAUUUUCGACUUAUCUGACAAUGGCUUUGAUAAGCAAAAUGAAUGUUAGCCGUGAACAGAUGUGUUGCUGCCGUUGUUUACAAUAGAUCCAGACAAAAAAAUCGACUUUUUGAAAUAAAGAGCUUGAUUGUUUCAGAUAUAAUGGACUGUUACGGACUCUUCAUCGCCAACUGACUUUCUAUCAUAGCCUCUUCUUUUACUGUCGCCUGUCUGUCAAACUAUCAUUUAUGCCAACCUCAAUAAACGGUCUUUG